Molecule: messenger RNA, 936 nt
Organism: Drosophila bipectinata
Lineage: Eukaryota; Metazoa; Arthropoda; Insecta; Diptera; Drosophilidae
Product: protein G12
Source: RefSeq, a predicted model, not a curated record
AGUCAUGGCUUUCACUCUGGGCUGGCUGUUUCUGAUCUCGCUGGCCAGCAGCUCCCUCGCCCAGUGGCCACCUCAACUGAUUGGACCACCCAAUGGACAGUAUCCCCCUCUUCCCAUCGGAACCUUAGCUCCGCCGCCAACUCUGACCCAGGACCUGGAGCCGAUCCAACUAUUAGUGCAGUGGAAGCAGCUGAAGCAACUGGCGGUGCGUUACCUCAUUAACGAUGCCCAGUUCCAGGCCUUUGUCCGGAUUAUCAACAGCAACGACGCCGUCACAGCCCGCUGGCGUCUGCUUUCCCAGCCGGAGCUCAUCCUCUUCCUGCAGUGGGUGGACCAGCAACUUCUCGCCUCUGGUGGCGGCUGGGAAAUGGAGGAACAGGAGCUGAAAGUGCCACUGUUGAAUCGCUUUCCCUAUUGGUCUGGCACGGUCUACGGCUGGCAAGGAUUCCUGAACGAGGCGCAGCUAUAUGUACCCAUAUACGCCAUUCGAGCACACAUCGAUGCGAAACUUAUGCAGCCGGGCAUCUUCUCCCAGUUCUGGUCCAGAGUCCAGGGCCUUCGGGUCGUCUACGAUCGCUGGGUGGCUUCGGCGGAAGUUACCCGCUUACUGACCCAGCUUCAGAACGCUGGCAUUGACACUGUCCAGUUGGACGUUGGAAUUCGUCAGUUCUUUGGAUGGAAUGUCGUAAACAUAACCACCACACCCGCUCCAGCAUCUCUCCCUGCUCCAACCCGAAUCCCGGGUGCAGUAGUGCCCCCCAAUAACUCCAACACAGUGACGGUUUAGGGGACUCAGCUAAUGCACAGUGAUGGGAAAGACACAUGGUCUGGGACAUGGUCAAAGGAGACACCUAGGCAUUGUAAAUAUUAUACAAUUUUAAAUGGAAUUUAAAAUAUAUUACAAAUCGUAUGUGUAUAAAGGGGCAGGAAACUAAA